CUAAUAUUUAUUGAGUAAAACCUACUAAGAACGAUGUAGAUUUACUUUUAUAUAAGUUAAUGUGCAGGAUGAUGAUGCAUCAGACAAUAUGUUAUUACAAGAAAAACAUCCUUAAAAAUAUUUGCUAAUUGACUUGUCACAGCACAAAAUGUGAGAUAUUAAAAGAGAGGGGCUUGUAAAAUAUAACCCACGAAGAACUAAACCAUACUGCAUUGGAAACAAAUGAACAAUCUAUAUAAUUCAAAGAUGAAGUAAUCAAUACAUUAUUAUUAGUUAAAUGUGUCAUAAUGUAUUAAUUCCCAAUGAUAUAAUAUUAACUAGUUGUGAUACUUGUUGAGGAACAGCUAACCAAUUGAAAAUCCAUAACCACAAUGACAGCCUAUUAUUUUACAAUUAGUUAACAGUUCUGAGCCUCAACAAGUAAAAUCAAAACAUUUGCAAAACAUUAAUAAUUCAUUAAAGCAGUGAAAUGGCGUUAUUAGGCUACAUUAUAGCACAUUUGACUACAAACUAUGUAUUUAUCGCUUAAUCUAUAAAUCAUAAAGAACGUUCAUCGGAUGCUGGCGUAGUAAUUAUUACUAAAUGGCUUAGUUCUUCAUUAGUCAUACGCCUAUAUUAAUUUGUCACUGUCAAUCAAUGCAUAUUUGCGCGCCCGUAUUGUUAAGGUUCACCAUAAAAACUACAGGCUGCUAUAGAGACACACAAAAUUAGACCAAUUAACUUUGACGUUCAGAUGAAACGGUUCAAUUAAAAAUAUCACAGCCAUAGUCAAAUGUGCUAAGAUGAGAUUUUAUACUUCUUGCGCAAUACACGACCGAUCUCUCUCAAGACCGCAGUCGGGAUCCCGGCGUGGUAACGUAGGCUCUCCGAACGUGACGCAGAGGACGCUUAAUUGCGCAGCUACGACUGUCACGUGAUCAGGCUACCUCUAGCUGGCCGCUGAGAUGAAGACAGCGACCGCGGGGAACUACAUUUCUGCUAACUGCUCUCUUCCAUUCUAUAUUUUUUAAGUCGAGAUAGGCGGAGUAAAUUAUGUGAUCGAACAUAUACAGCAGAGCUGAAUUAUCCGCGUUGUUUAGAAACUUAGAAAUUCAACUUAUAUUUAUUCACCCGCGUUUAGAUAGCCUAGUGCAAAUAUAUAUUUUUUUCUUGUGCCACGAUAAUUCGAUAAUGCUAUCGAACACCGAAAAAGAGUUGAUUGUACAGAUAUGGGACAAAAUGCUUCCAGUGGCAGAGGAAAUUGGAUCUGAGGCUCUUUUAAGGAUGUUCACAACGUUCCCCAAAACAAAGACAUACUUCUCUCACCUAGAUAUCAGCCCCCGUUCAGAGCAUUUACGCUGCCACGGGAAGAAAAUCGUCCAGGCUUUAGCCGAGGGUGCGAGGAACAUAAGCACGCUCACCACCACGUUGGCGCCACUAAGCAGGUUCCACGCCUAUCAACUGCGAAUACAUCCAACAAACUUCAAGCUUUUCAAUCAUUGCAUCCUCGUGACGUUAGCCUGCCACAUGGGCGAUAACUUCACACCUGUCGCACACGCGGCGAUAGACAAGUUCCUUUCGGCAUUCUCAGCAGUUUUAGCCGAAAAGUUCCGAUGAGGACCCCCGCGAAGAAGAACGGGAUGCUUUCGAGAACUCUCUGUGAUGAAUAUACUGCCUAAUACCUGUGUGUCAGUUGUUUGUCGUAAUGUAAUGCCAUGGAAUAAUCAAUUAAACUUUUAUUGACUUUUA
Molecule: messenger RNA, 1728 nt
Organism: Puntigrus tetrazona (Sumatra barb)
Lineage: Eukaryota; Metazoa; Chordata; Actinopteri; Cypriniformes; Cyprinidae
Gene: hbae4
Product: Hemoglobin subunit alpha-D-like
Exons: 3
Coding region: 1171-1596 (141 amino acids)
Biological process (GO): hydrogen peroxide catabolic process; oxygen transport
Cellular component (GO): hemoglobin complex; haptoglobin-hemoglobin complex; blood microparticle
Molecular function (GO): oxygen carrier activity; organic acid binding; haptoglobin binding
Source: RefSeq, a predicted model, not a curated record